AGAGAUGCCCAGUUUAGUGAGCCCUGUCCUACUGUCUGUCCAUCAGGUGGAGAAGCGGCUGGAGCUGGUCAAGCAGGUGUCCCACAGCACCCACAAGAAGCUGACCGCCUGUCUGCAGGGCCAACAGGGGGUGGAUGUGGAGAAGAGAUCUGUCAGAUCGCCCUCGGUGAGUCUGCCAGUAUUUUUCCUUUUUCCUUCUUGUAAUGCUGACAUUGAGAUGACAAUAGAGUGUGGUACAUGUUCUCCUGUUCUAUGUCCUGUGUAGAAAAAGCUGCCCCUCACAACACUAGCACAAUGUCUGGUGGAGGGAGCAGCAGUGUUGGGUGACGACUCACUAUUGGGGUGAGUACACACAAACACACACACACACACACACACACAAAUACUCGAACACACAAACAGUAAUCUCCUUAAUUACAGAUUGAUCAUCUGCCACAUCCGUCAUAGGAUUUUUAAAAGUGUGCUGACAUGAAAGCAUGGCAGUGUCACCCAGUGAACCAGGCCUGAUUCAUGAUCAUGGCACAUGAUCAACAGCAGAGCGAUUAUUAUGGUCAUUACAAGUGAAGACUGAGCUCCUGUCAAAUUGAUGACUUUAUUGUAUUGCAUCAGCUAAUUUUAACAGCAUAUAACACUUUUAUCCAUUAUUGUGAAGGCGUGGACUUUGCCAUAGUGAUAGCACAUACAGUAAUAUCACACAGUUUGUAGUGAAAUUAGGUCUGGUCCUGUUUUGUGUUCUAAUUGGCUAUGUGCUAUUUUCUCUGGCCUCUCAUUGGCCGGUUGCAGGAAGAUGCUGAAGCUGUGUGGCGAGACACAGGAGAAGAUGGCUCUGGAGCUCAUCCUGUUUGAGUUCACCAUUGAGAGAGAUGUGGUGGAACCCCUAUACGAAUUGGCAGAGGUACAUAGACCAUAACAACCAUUAUCUGCACCACAGUCAUUAAUUUAUCUCACCUACAAAGCUACACAAGCUGUGAGAACAUGAUUCCUAUGACAAUGCCUGUCUGUCUCUAUCCAAUCUCUCACACUACAGAACAAACCAGAGUAAAGUGUCUUUGUUUUAUGAUGUGAUUUCACUCAGGUGGAAAUCCCCAACAUCCAGAAACAAAGGAAACAUUUAGCAAAACUGGUUUUGGACAUGGACUCGGCACGCACAAGGUAAGAGCUGCUGACUGACAGUGUGUGUGGGUGUCUGUGUCAGUAUGUGAAGAAUCUGUGUGUGUCUUUCAAGGUGUUUUUUUGUGUAUCUGUGUGUGAAAAUGAUUUGUGAUUUGCCUGUGUUUCCAAACAGGGAGAAACUCAAUCCCCUGUGAACUGACCUCUUUACAGCAUUCCACAUGAAUGUCACUGUUUGAUUGCCAAUACUGUACAGUGAAGAUCUAGGCAUGGCCACAUUCUCCACCCCUCAAAUACUCACCUCAACAUACCCCUUCACCUUAAUAUACUCCUCACUUUGGCUUGGCUACUCUAUGGAUCUUCUUUCCUGAUCUGGAUUUCCUUUUACAGUGUCGCUCCACUGCCAUUCCUGUAUUCAGGGCUGUGGCUCAGGGAUAGACAGUGCAACCACAGCCUCUGUCUCUGUGCUGAGUCUGACCUCUACAUAUUACGCACACAUUAGGGGCCAUGACAUUGGGAAAUGUAAUGUAUUUUCCUCACAGAGCUCCUGCAGUUUCUUCUGCUGACACAAAUGUGUGCCAAGUAUGUGUCUAAGAGGUCUGGGGGACGGACAGACAGACAGACAGACAGACAGACAGACAGACAGACAGACAGACAGACAGACAGACAGACAGACAGACAGACAGACAGACAGACAGACAGACAGACAGACAGACAGACAGACAGACAGACAGACAGACAGACUGACAGACUGACAUACUGACAGACUGACAGACUGGGAAGUGAACAAGUGCACACUUAGGGCAUAAGGAUAGAGAAUUGGGAUGCAGCGGAUGUCUAUAUGUUUGCAUAGGAUGUGUAACCCCCCUCUUUUUUCCCUCCACCCCUCAGGUUCCACCAGUCCUCCAAAUCCGGUAUGUCCAGCAACGUGCAGCCAGGGGCCAAGGGCGAGCACCUCAGGGAAGAGAUGGAAGAAGCAGCCAAUCGAAUGGAGAUCUGUCGAGUCAGUCUACAUCUCCUUUUCCUCGCUCUCGUUCUCUUUCUAACGCUCCUCAAGAUGUUUUCUCUGAAAUCGCUGUGUAUUUUCUGAAGUUAUCCUUUUGUAUUUUUCCAGGAUCAAUUAUCAGCAGACAUGUACAAUUUUGUGGCCAAAGAAAUUGACUAUGCAAGCUACUUUCAGACAGUAAGGACUGAACGGUCUCUCUCUAAUAGCAUUCACUCUGUCUUCAUUGAGGUAAUGCAGGGACAUAGAAAAUACACUAAUCUCUCUCCCUCUCUCUCUAUUCCCCCUCUCUCUAUCUCUCUUUCUCUCUCUGUUUCUCUCUCUGUAUCGAACUGUUUCUCUUUCUUUCUUUCUCUCUCUCUCGCUCUCUCUCUUUUUCUCUGUCUCUUUUUCUCUGUCUCUUUUUCUCUGUCUCUUUUUCUCUGUCUCUGUCUCUGUCUCUGUCUCUGUCUCUGUCUCUGUCUCUGUCUCUGUCUCUGUCUCUGUCUCUCUCUCUCUAGUUGAUAGAGGUGCAGGCAGAGUACCACAGGAAGUCGUUAGAGCUCCUCCAGAAUAUUCUGCCUCAGAUCAAAGCCCACCAGGGUGAGUAUGUCUGCCCAGCACCCAGCACCCAGCUCCCAGUGCCCACCCGGCCCUCACUCAUUAUUACACACAUAUUAUGCCAUUUCUGUCCUCCUUCAACCCUGCAGUAGGAGCACUGGUGCACAUCUUCUCUAUAUUCAUCAGGGUUGGGGUCAAUUCCAUUUCAAUUUAGUCCGUUCUGGAGAUUAAUAGAAAUUCCAUUUGUGAAUUUGAAUUUGAAAAGGGCCAUUUCUUUUUUAAUGAAGACGUUUCAAUUCAUGAAUGGAAUUUCAAUUAACUCACAGUCUUUCUGUAGUUUAAAUGGAACUGAACCCAACCCUGAUAUUCACAAUGCACCCAUAUCCAUGGUUGCAGUAUGCUUUUUGUUACCUUUUUAUAUAUAAUUUAUAGUCAAUACUGACUGCUCAGAGGCUAUAGUGUGUAUGAGGCAACCUUAGUAAUAACCUGAUUAACCUGCUGACUGUGUAACCUUGGUGCUGUGUGUGUUGUGGUUGACAGAGACCUGGGUGGAGAAGCCGUGCUAUGGGAAACCCUUAGAGGAGCACCUAACCCUGAGCGGGCGGGAUAUUGCCUUCCCCAUCGAAGCCUGUGUCACCAUGCUGCUGGAGUGUGGCAUGCAGGAAGAGGUCAGUGUGUAUUCCACACUAGUGACAACAUACUGAUUAGCCUAACCUCCUGUGUCCCUGUCCCAUUCCAGGGCCUGUUCAGAGUAGCGCCCUCGGCCUCCAAACUGAAGAAGCUCAAGGCGUCUCUAGACUGUGGGGUGAUGGACAUACAGGAGUACUCUGCAGACCCUCAUGCCAUCGCAGGUGAGUUGGCAACCCAACCUCCCAAAUACCUCACUUCCUUUCACUCUGCAGUAUAUUAUCAUGCCAACUGACAUUGUCAUGGAGAUCGUCCCGAAACCUGCCCCUAGUCUGUUCGGGUUAUCAAAGGCUCCCUGUCAACCGAAAAACUUCAACUUAGGUCUUAUACAUAGCUUUAUUAUGAUCCUGGCUGUGUGAGAAUCUGACUAUAGGAGCGCGUGAAUACACAGACCCUGAGUGAGCCUUGAAAAAGCAUCCUCUCUGAAUCCUUUUCCAUGUUCAUUUCUAAUGAUUCCAUGUUAACCAGGGUGAUACACAGAACCAGCACCAAAAGGAAAGCCCAUUUGCGACCCUCUCCUGCGGGGAGAGUAGUGCCAAUGCGGAUUCAUGUCCCACGUCACCCACUCUAAACACAUCAGAAUCAAGUCAACAGCAUAGCGCUUUCUAACAAAGCUAAUAAAAAAUGUUAAUGUUUUCAUUGUCACAUACAGGUGCAGUGAAAUGUGUUGUUUUACAGGGUCAGCUGUAGUAAAGAUGCUCCCUGGAGGGAUUCAAACUGCUUUGCAUUUAAUGUGUUUAUCUAGUGCAGAUAGACACACACACCGGCAUGCCUACACAAACAUACACUCUACACACAGAAUGGUGGCACAACUGUUGUGGUUUCCUCUGUACCAUCAGAAUGCAAGGGAUAUCUUGUCCACAAGUCCUGGUUCAACCUUCCCAUACAGUACAUCCCCAGGGGAAAUAGUUGCAGUAGAGACAUACAGUACCUUGCAAAAGUAUUCAUCCCCCUUUGUGUUUUUCCUAUUUUUUUGCAUUACAACCUGUCAUUUAAAUUGAUUUUUAUUUGGAUUUAAUGUAAUGGACAUACACAAAAUAGUCCAAAUUGGUGAAGUGAAAUGAAAAAAAUAACUUGUUUAAAAAAAUCCAAAAAAAUUAAUAACGGAAAAGUGGUGCGUGCAUAUGUAUUCACCCCCUUUGCUAUGAAGCCCCUAAAUAAGAUCUGGUGCAACCAAUUACCUCCAGAAGUCACAUAAUGAGUUAAAUAAAGUCCACCUGUGUGCAAUCUAAGUGUCACAUGAUCUGUCACAUGAUCUGAGUAUAUAUACACCUGUUCUGAAAGGCCCUAGAAUCUGCAACACCACUAAGCAAGGGGCACCACCAAGCAAGCGGCACCAUGAAGACCAAGGAGCUCUCCAAACAGGUCAGGGACAAAGUUGUGGAGAAGUAAAGAUCAGGGUUGGGUUAUACAAAAAUAUCAGAAACUUUGAACAUCCCAUGGAGCACCAUUAAAUCCAUGAUUAAAAAAUGGAAAGAAUAUGGCACCACAACAAACCUGCCAAGAGAGGGCCGCCCACCAAAACUCACGGACCAGGCAAAGAGGGCAUUAAUCAGAGCGGCAACAAAGAGACCAAAGAUAACCCUGAAGGAACUACAAAGCUCCACAGAUGAGAUUGGAGUAUCUGUCCAUAGGACCACUUUAAGCCGUACACUCCACAGAGCUGGGCUUUACGGAAGUGUGGCCAGAAAAAAGCCAUUGCUUAAAGAAAAAAAUAAGCAAACAAAAGCCAUGUGGGAGACUCCCCAAACAUAUGGAAGAAGGUACUCUGGUCAGAUGAGACUGAAAUUGAGCUUUUUGGCCAUCAAGGAAAACGCUAUGUCUGGCGCAACACCUCUCAUCACCCCGAGAACACCAUUCCCACAGUGAAGCAUGGUGGUGGCAGCAUCAUGCUGUGGGGAUGUUUUUCAUCGGAAGGGACUGGGAAACUGGUCAGAAUUGAAGGAAUGAUGGAUGGCGCUAAAUACAGGGAAAUUCUUGAGGGAAACCUGUUUCAGUCUCCAAGAGAUUUGAGACUGGGACGGAGGUUCACCUUCCAGCAGUACAAUAACCCUAAGCAUACUGCUAAAGCAACACUCGAGUGGUUUAAGGGGAAACAUUUAAAUGUCUUGGAAUGGCCUAGUCAAAGCCCAGACUGCAAUCCAAUUGAGAAUCUGUGGUAUGACUUAAAGAUUGCUGUACACCAGCGGAACCCAUCCAACUUGAAGGAGCUGGAGCAGUUUUGCCUUGAAGAAUGGGCAAAAAUCCCAGUGGCUAGAUGUGCCAAGCUUAUAGAGACAUACCCCAAGAGACUUGCAGCUGUAAUUGCUGCAAAAGGUGGCUCUACAAAGUAUUGACUUUGGGGGGUGAAUAGUUAUGCACACUAUAGUUUUCAGUUUUUUUGUGUUAUUUGUUGUUUGUUUCACAAUAAAAAAAUAUUUAGCAUCUUCAAAGUGGUAGGCAUGUUGUGUAAUUGAAAUGAUACAAACCCUCAAAAAGAUAUAUUUUAAUUCCAGGUUGUAAGGCAAAAAAAUAGGAAAAAUGCCAAGGGGGGGGGUGAAUAAUUUCACAAGCCACUGUACACAUUCUCUCCCUCCCCCUCCUUUCUCCAUCUUUCUGUGUCUGUGUGUUUUAUGAAGUGUUUCAUCCCUAGGUACUGAUGUCUUUAGGCCUACACCGUAGCCGUUUUACAAUUUCUUACUCUCUUACUUCAAGCUCUCCCUCUCAUUUUCAGCACACACACCACCCUCAUCCUCUCUGUUUAUCCAUCUUUCUUUCACUCACCCUCCUAUUGUCUCAUCCCAACAGGUGCUUUGAAAUCCUACCUACGGGAACUCCCUGAGCCACUGAUGACCUUUGAACUUUACGAUGAAUGGAUCCAAGCUUCUAAGUCAGUAUCAGUUUGUAAUGGUGCCGCCAUUAGUUGAUGUUUAUUCAUUGUGUUUGAUUCAUACUCUAUGCUGCUGAUUCUUUAUUUACUUGAAAGGUAUGAGAUCAUUGGAUGUGGGGUUUCUCUUUCACACUAAGCUGUUAUUUUGUGGUUUGUCUGGCAGCAUUCAAGACCAGGACAAGAGACUCCAAGCCCUCCUCACAGCAUGCGAGAAACUACCCCUGGCCAAUGGCAACAACUUCAAGUGAGUCGCCAUCUCUGUGUUUCGCUCUUUCUCUCUCCCGCACCCAUAGGCCCCAUGUAGCUCAGUUGGUAGAGCAUGGCGCUUGCAACGCCAGGGUUGUGGGUUUGAUUCCCACGGGGGGCCAGUAUGAAAAAAAUAAAAAAUGCAUGCACUAACUGUAAAGUCGCUCUGGAUAAGAGCGUCUGCUAAAUGACUGAAAUGUACAUUUCACUCUCUGGUCUUUCCUGGCACUUGCCUGACCAUUAAAUUAUUUCAGUUUCCAUCACCUUGCACCGUUUCUAUCCUUCGCUGCACUUUUCAUAUCAGCAGUUGCACUGAACUGAUGAAGAGUUCAUCAUAGCUUUCAAGCAGCCAGAACUGGGUGUGCUUUUUGUGUUUUUCUGUGUUGGCUGCUUGAUCAAGGAUAGCAGCAUGGAAUAUUGGUUGCAGGGGCUUGACAUAUGAUCAAAAAGAGUGGGAGUAGGGGGUGUAAGGGUGAAACAGAAAUCAAAAGGCUGACAGACUGCAGUGCUUGUCAGUGUCAUCGUUGAAUCUCACAAAUAGGCUUCUUUUUAGGUUGUCUUCUUGUGCGAACACCUGUCAAACCUGUCCUUAUCAUAGCCCAAUUGAAAUGAGCUGCCUGGGGUUCUGUCUGAACAAUCGGUUCAUCUUAGAUGAGCCCGAAAACCACAAUCUGUAGGAUUCUGAGAUUUGUCAGCCAAUGCAGUAUACAGUACAUGAAUGAUCAUGAUCGAAAAACAUAAAUGUAUUGUUAGUUUAUUGUUUCUUUUUCAGGUAUUUAAUAAAAUUCCUCGCCAAGUUAGAUGACUACCAGGAUGAAAAUAAAAUGACUCCUGGGAAUAUUGCAAUAGUCUUGGGUCCCAACCUGCUGUGGACAACGCAGGAAGGGUAGGACUUCAUCUAUCUCUACCACACUAUUUAGUCACACCAUGGAGACUAUACAUAGAGUACCUUUUUAAAAGCAAUGCCUGUUCAUUGAUAGUGACUUAAAGAGAUAAAACUGUCCAAAUUAAGUAAUACUCAUAUCUCAAGAUUCAAGUGAAUAACUUCCAGUGCUGAACAAUUGCAUUGAAUUCACUGUCUGGCCAUCACUCUUCAUCAAAUUAAACUAACUCCUCCAUAUCUCUUCCACUCCCUCCCUCCAGGAACAUUACAGAGAUGAUGACCACUGUGUCCCUGCAGAUUGUAGGCAUCAUUGAGCCCAUCAUCCAGCACGCUGACUGGUUCUUCCCUGGAGGUGAGAGUGACACAGUGUCUGUUCAGCCUCUGUAAGCCACAACCGCCUCUCUCAUCCAUUAGAAUGUAAUACUUUUGCUUUAAUGUCCCUGUAUCACCCUCUGUAUGCGGGUAAAUGGAAACAGGCACCUGCUCUUACAUACACAGUAUUACAGUCAGUCAACUUAAGGGACCUUAGGAGACCUAUUCACAAUUUUAAGAAUCAGAUCUUAUAACGGGAUACAUGUUUAUUGUCACAAAAGUAAUCACCUCACCUAUCUCUUUCCCCUCUCUCAGAGAUUGAGUUUAAUGUCACAGGAAACUAUGGCAGCCCAGUCCACACCAACCACAAUGCCAACUACAGCUCCAUGCCCUCUCCGGAUAUGGACCAUUCCGAUCGCAAGCACAAUGACCAGAGCCGACGUCCACUCAGUGUGGCCACUGACAACAUGAUGCUGGAGUUCUAUAAGAAGGAUGGGUAAGAAGAUCCAACUCUUGUUGUACCUGUUUUACCCUGCCCUUUCCUUCUCCAUCUCUCUUAAAUCCUCUCUCUCUCUGAAGUCAACUACCUAACCAGUCUUCCCCCACUGUCCUUGCUGAACACUCUUAACUGGAACAUGAACCAUUGGACAACAAGUAUUACUAUUGAUAUUGGUUAUUGCAGAAGAGUUCAGAAUUAAGGAUAGUUGUGUUAACAUAUUAAGGGUGACAAUGAGCCUUUUGAGGUAUGGAUGAGCAGAUGAAAGCUAAUGGCUUGAUCGACUAGCGAGAGAUUUGAGUGUUUUGUGAAAGCUGUAUGCCUUAGAUAUAGCACAAUGUCACCUUUCUAUGUCAAUAGUUUUUGUUUAUAUAAUAAUAUAAGCCUGUACACUCGGUGAAAAGGAGAGCUUAGUAAAGAGUUCAGUCUGGGUAUGAGGGGGUGGAGAGAAUAUCACUAAAUUCUUCUUCAUCUUGGGUGAGAGCGAGAGAGAGAAAUGCACUAAGACAGACAGACAGCCAGACAGAACAGGAAGCUCAGAGAAAUAUGUUGGUCUAUGGUGGUGAGUGGUGCAGUAAGCAGUCUUGUGCUGUACGGAGGAUUAGUUUCAAGUCAAUCAUGUUUUCUCUCUCUCUUUUCAAAUGACUUCUCUGUCUUGUCCCUGUUCAGCAGACCAUCUGAGCCCCUCAGCUCUGGGACCACAUAAACCCAGCUAAUUAAACUUGUCCAGGACUGUGUAGGGACCAAUCAAUAAAUAGAGCUCUGCUCUCAUUAGAACCCCCCCCCCCCCCCCCCCCCCCCCCCCUCCAGACAGAGCAGGAGGAUCAGGUCAAGGAGCAUUUGGCUCCUUAGUACAAACUGAGACCAAUAAGGAAGUAGCAUUCCCAAAUUUAAUUCCAUACCUCUGUGAUGGUUUUAUUAAUUCUGGGCCUUUCUCCAAAGCACUAUGGGCGAUGCCUUGUCCUUGACUGUUUCUUUGCUUGGUGUGUGAGAUUGUCAUUGAGUCCAAAAUAUCUGAAUAUUACGUAUCCUUUAACCAUCCAUAGUUGUACAUAGCUUUUUUUUAUAGUAAACAAGCACAUUGACCACUGCUGCAAGUGACUUCCUGUAUGUUGGUGUUAUUUUGGGGCAUUUUUUACAUCCAUGGGGAAAUGUUGACCUAAUUAGUUAAUUGGCUCACUGGUAGGACAUGCUUGGAGCUCUUUUGGGAAGGAACAUAUUCACCCCUCAAAUACCUCACCUCAUUACUCUCAGCAUGACUUCCAUCCCACAUGACCCCCUGCAAUCCAAGCCUGAAGGCUCGACCUGCUGCUCCUCCAUCUUGGAUCCAACCCCUGACCCGACUGCUUCCCGAGUUGCUUUGAUAAACAUGUAGUGAUGCUUUGAAUCAAUUAACAGAGGUUCUCAUGAUCCUUACCCUUUAUUGUGAUGUUUUUGUCCUACCAAGCAGCGUUAGGAAAAUUCAAAGGUACUGUACUUACUCUUUCUCCUGCCUGUUUCUCUGUUCUUCUCUCUGUUUACCCUUGUCUGAACUGCCUGUGGAAAGAAAGCCUCUCUCUGUCAUAAUUUGUCUGUCAGUAUUCCAGUCACGAUUAUUCUCUCGUCCAAAUGACACACUUGUAAUCCUAUAGUUCAACGUUCCCUACAGAGUGCUGCUGACAGACAGAGUGCUGCCAACUAACUGUUGUCAAGCUCCUGUGUGAACAAUGUUCUCGCACUGUGUGGUUUGUUUACUUAAAAUGCAUCUUUGCAAUGUCUGGCAUUAGAUGUACUCGUCUGAUUGCUUUGACUAGUACAAAUGGCAAUAACAGGUGCAAACAGUUGUUUGUCACACAGAGACCAACCACACAUACACCCACACUGUGACAUAUUAUUACAAAUGUUUCCUUUCCCUAGUGUUUCUACGCAUAUUGUUCAGUAAAGAGUGUGCUGACGAUUGUGAGCACUACAGGAUGAGGCUCCCUGGAGUUGGCUGACCUUGAUUAACUGUUUGUCUCUGUCCCACUGCAGCAUGGGGGUCAGGGUGAUGGACACUUCUUGGGUGUCGCGCAGGGGCUCGUCGUCAGCGCGUAAAACCUCCUCCACGCCCCCGAGUGUGCAGCCCCCCCUCCCGCCCUCAGACGCUCUCAUACCUGAGCAGGGGGAGCUCUCUGCGUCCCCCUCACCAACGCCUCCUCCUGCUAGCAGCGACCGUGCCAGGUAAGGCUGUUGUGCCCCCCACUCCAAUUUACCCCAAUCCUCGCACCCUGAAACGGACAUCGACACAGCAUUGUUGUCUACUUUUUCUGUAUAUGUCUUCUAAUUCUCUUUCCCACGCAUCGUCUUCACCUUUCUGUGAACCGAAGCCCAGUUUCAUCUCAAACUUGGUUUGACCAUGUGUGAUAUUGUUUUCAUUGUGUUUGAUCUUCAGAGUUUCUAGAGCCCUUUCAAGUACAUUUUGUGCUUGGUUAGUUUCAUAUACAGGUUGUACCAGAGGGUUGUUUUUUGGAAGAGGGACAUAAAGUAUGUUUUUUAUUUGUUUUCAGACAGCACUUUUUUAUCCAUUACCCAUACAAUUUUAACAAUGUGAGCUAAGAAAAUGCUAAUCUCAUCGCAGAGGUACCUUGCCAAUGCAGCAUGUACAUGUUUUUCCUUUCUAUCUAUCAGAACAGGUUUCAUUAACACUGCUCAUGGACUAAAGCAGCCUAAUGUUACUCCUUAUAGUCCAAGGACAUUACACGAAUUGUCUCUGGAAGCCAAAACAGCCAAAUACUCCAUCUAAACUUGAAUCGAUUCUCAAUUGCGGAAUGGUUCUAGAAACAUAAAGCCCUCUACUUUCAUAUCACAUCAAAAAUAAUUUCACAAAUGCAAAAUACAUACUUACUGUUUUAACUGGUUUUAACACAGUUGCAGCUGACAGUAUUUUUCAGUGACAAAACGUUUGUGGCAUCAGUCUUCAGUUUACACACGGGUGUUCAGAGACGCAGAUAGCUAAUUAGCACACCCUCUGUCUUCCGUCUGUUUUCCGUAAACAAGCGCUGUCACAUGGAAAUAUGGCUGUGUGGGAACCCUAACCCUAUAAAGGUGUAUAGUCAUUUAACCUUUUGUUUUUUGAAAAAUAUUUCUUGCUGAUAUGAAAGAUACAUUCCUUAUGUUUCCAAAACCGUACCUCAAGCAAUGCGUCUCAACGUUUAGAGCAAGCGUUGGGGGCUCUUAACAAAAGUUCCCCGGUCAGGGCCUCCCGAGUAGCGCAGCGGUCUAAGGCAGCGAUGGGACAAGACUGUAACUACCAAUUGGGGAGAAAAAGGGGUAAAAGUACCCCCCCCAAAAAUAUAAUAAUAAUUCCCGGUCAGAAGAUACUAUCGUCAAUAGGCGCUAAAGCAGUUAGCGUCUAUGAAUGGGGUAUGCUCAUGUAAGAUGGCAAAUGGCUUUUUUUUUCUUGCAUUUGUCAAGCAUUUUUAGGGUUUUCAUAGCUUGAGUUAUGAGUGUGCUGAAUGAAUAUACUGAAUUCAUGUUUUUCCUUUGUUCUUUUAUUUUAUAUUUUUAUAUUUCCUUAGACCUCUCUCCUCACCCUCUUAACACGACUCUGUUCAACUUUGGUUGACUAAUUCCUUCCCUGAUACAAAAACCUGCACUUGUUCUCCUUCACACUUAACUGCACUGGUUAUUGAGUGUUCACAAACAUGCCAGAAUGACCCACUGGACUUGCUCACAUAUUCUUUUUGAUACAAUGCUUUUCGUUCCACAACAAGAACAUGCCAAUAUUGGCCUCUUCCUGACUCAGAACAGUCCAAUUCCCUGUGAAAUCAUUGACAUUUUUAUCAUUGCAGCUCCGAUGAUGCGUCAUCCACUUGGUCGGACUCCUGUUAUGCCUACCCCUCCCCGGAGGAGGAGAGGCCCCCUCCCCCUUACCCCUCUUCCUCCUCCUCUUCCUCCUCUUGCUACCCACCUCCUCACCAUUUCUACCCCCGAGCACCGCAGUGUGCGCGCCCUGUCGCCCCCGGUCCUGAGUCCGUGCCCCCUGGGCCGUCCCCGCCACCUCCCCCCCACUGGUCUGACUACCGCCCUCACCCACUGCCCCCCUCCUCGUGCCCCUCCCCCCAGCAGCUUGAUAUCAACUCUAACCCCAAGCCCAGCUCCCUGCACCUGCCCAAACAGAGUUCCCUGGCCGAAGCUCUGCAUGCGCCCCCACCGUCAGAAACUAACGUCUCCCCCCUCUACAUCAAAACCCCCCUCGUGCUAACCCGACACGACCCGUCCCUCGUUCCCCACCCCCCUAACUUUCCCCUGUCCACACCUCUUCCGUGGGCCGCCUGUGCCUGUAGCCAAGAGAGAGGAGCCAAGCUGACUGGGUAAAUACUAUGUCACAUCGUCCGGCCACUCCUAGAGCUUGGACACAAACUCAGUCUUCGUAACACACACAGGCCUGAGUGGCUCAUAAUGACAAGAUGAGAGAGGGAUAUUGGGAUACAAAUGGGAGAGUGAGAGAGAGGGCGCUGCCUCCAAUGUGCCAACAUCUUGUUUUAUUAAUUUUGUUCAUUUUCUCACUCUGUUCUAUUGGAGCGUUUUAGUACCAAACUCUCCUUAUUUUAUAGGAGGAUGUUGCCAAGCAACAAACAAUAUUAAAAUCUCUCAGCGAUAGCAGAAUAUAGUGGGCGUUAAUGAGUCAUUUUAGUGGGCCCAGUUGGCCUUGGAUGGUAGUUGGCUAGUUCUGUUUUUGAAUAUGAAUUGGAUUUAGAGUGACUAAGUGAAAAAUAUGGAUGGGCUGGGCAUGAUUCCUAACCAAUCAUUGGCCUUCAUCGGAAUGGGGUCUUUUACGUCAACAGCCGUAAGGAAUGCCUCAUUGCUUAGCUCCACUCUAACUCUAAAUCCCUCCAGUCCCGAUCACCCAUCCUCACCUGCUGUCAAUGGGCGGGGGAAUUUGGAGCUGGGAGAGCUGUCACUCACAUCCUAUUAUAAACUGGUUAGGUUUAGUCCUUCAAGCGCUCAACCCAUUGGCAUUCUGGCUGCAUAGUGCCAUAAAAGGCAAGAAAAAAAUCCAUUAAGCCUACAGGCUUGGUCUUGGAUUUUUUGGGGCUUACGCUCCACUGCAAUAUAGCUGGUAGUGCAUAUACUUGCAGUAUUGAAAGUGGUCACUCAGAUUAUCUGACAUUGAACUAUGGGGAUUUUCAUUCCUAUGGAUGUCAUGACAUGUGCCGGAAUAAGGUGAAUGUUUUGAACCUGAUUGGCAAUUGUUAGCUACAUGGCGCGGAUUGAGGCCAUCUACCUUCCUACUGACAGGCAGUGAACACGCACACACACAGUCACACACACACACAUGCACACACACACACACACACACACACACACAUGCACACACACGACCUGAAGAAGAUGCUAUGAAGAUUACAUAUUGUUGUUAAUAUAUCCUUUUCUCUUCCCAGUACUCUGAUGAACAAAGAGCUGUCUCCAGUGAUUGUACAGAAGGGCUUCCAGGGAACAGCACCCUCUGGUGGGCCAUCACAGAACUCUUCUGAACAUAGCCCUCACACCCUGAGAAGAGGUACUGAUGGAAGAAGGUUGUGUGUGUGUGUGUGCGUGCAUAUGCAUGGGAGAGAGACUGUGCUGUGCACAAAGCAGCCAGAUUGUUUUGUUUUGGCUUGUCACCUCUCAAUUACAAUCUGUGUUGCUUUUCUCUCACACUUGGCAUUCUGUCUGGUCUCUCCACAGCUAAGAAGCUGGCCCCCAUCCCACCUAAGCACUACUCUCAGUCUGGGGGGAUGUCUGACCAGUCCACAGGUCAGCCCUCUCCAGUUAGCCUGUCCCCCACCUCUCCUAGUACCCCCUCCCCGUAUGGCUUUGGCUACCCCCAGGGCUACGCCACCAUCGGCUCCCCGGGACAGGCCCAGACCGCCACCCUCUCCUCCCCUCCCUCGCUAGCCGGCACCCUCACCAAGGCCAGGCCCACUCCCAAGCCUCCCAGGCAGAGGCCCAGCCUGCCCCCGCCGCAGCCCCCCAGCACCCCUGGCUCCAGCCCCCAACCCCUGGAGCACAGUGGCCUGCUGGAUGGAUUGUCUCCUGGGGAGAGCAUGUCCACAGGUAAAUGCUUCAAUGGAGUUUCUACACACUAGGAGCCCCGCUUAUACACUCUCAUCUCUGGUAAAGCUGGAGGGUCUCAUUCUCCAGUGUGCCUGACAGCAUUUUAAUCAUAUAAUUAAUUUAAUAGGAUCUCUGUGGUUUUAAUGUGGUUUCUGCAAAUGGAACUCUUUUCUGUCAUUUUUUAAAUGACUGAUACUUUAAAGCCUUUCACCUGUGUAAAACUGCGGGGAACAGGUUAAAAGAUUCUAAUCAAUAUCUCUUAUCUUGUUCUUCCAUAUUUGUCAUUCUUUUGUCAACUACUAUUAUCGUCUGCCUACAGCGGUAUGAGGCGAGUGGUUCAAUAUGGGCUAAAUGUGAGAGGGCCUUUUUAGGGUAAGCAGGAGUUCCAGUACUGUACCAAAGCCUCACCCUCCCACCCCUCCAACCAACCAACCGUCCGCCAUCCUGGCUCACUGUGGAGCUGCAUGGCUCCAGCCCUCUGUAUAUAUAGCUGUAUACAUGAUGUCUCAUAUGUAUAUAUCUAUAUAUCUCUGCACUGUUCAGUCCACCACUAACCAAUUUUGUUGGCCUAUGCAUGGUGGCUGAGACUGGCGCGAUGCAUGGCUUGUGGAUGUGUCUGAAAUACCGUCCACUGACACUACUUCACACAGAAGAUUGACGUCAUUUUGCUAUCCCAAGAAGCUUUCUUUACUGUUUUUCCCCCGAAACCAUGCCACAUCCCACCGCUGCCCCCUUGCUUACACACUGCACAGUCACCCCCCCCCCACCCCCUCAAUCUUGUGCCACACCUCACCCCACUGCUGUUCUUGAAUAAGUCCACUUCCUGUUGUCCACUCACUGGUUGUUGUCCAUUUCAUUGUUACACAAUGGAUGUCAUCAUUCUCACAUGACUGUGAGAUCAAAGACAAAGUAAUGACGUGUAAAUGUUUGUGGUGACUGCGCUGGACACUGUUGGGGAUUUGUUAUUAUCCACACCUUGAACAAGUGUUCUUUCUUCACAUGCAAUUUGCAGUAUUACAAACCUACCCCAACCACAAUGUCUGCUGAAAAUGUUGGAGUUACAUUACAUACUGACCUGCCUCUAAUCUGUCAGUAAAUUCUCUAGAAACACUGAUCAUCUCUAAGGAUGUGUGUUUGCGCGUGUGUGUUUGUGCGUGUGCGUGUGUAAAACAAUAGCCUGGGCAUAUGAUGACCUCCCUGCUGUGUGUAAUGCAUCAUUCAGCAUUGACUUAAUCAUGUCUGGAACAUACCUUUUUAAGCAACCACUAACAGUUAUUUUCUCUGUCUCUUAUUUUCUUGUCUCUUCUCAUGUUGAUCUUUGACCACUCAGAGUCUUUCUGCAACCUGGAUAUCCCCAUCAUCAACGUGGAACUGGAUGGCAUCUUCGAUGAGCCUAAGAUGGUCCCCUACAGGAACUCAGUGGCGGUGGUCCAACCGACCCCCAAGAUGGAGUCAGAGGAAGAGUCUGAGAGCACGAUACUA
This is a messenger RNA of Coregonus sp. 'balchen', 15685 nucleotides long. The record is from the annotation of a GenBank genome assembly. NCBI's taxonomy places the organism in Eukaryota, Metazoa, Chordata, Actinopteri, Salmoniformes, Salmonidae.